Molecule: messenger RNA, 892 nt
Organism: Doryrhamphus excisus (bluestripe pipefish)
Lineage: Eukaryota; Metazoa; Chordata; Actinopteri; Syngnathiformes; Syngnathidae
Gene: med4
Product: mediator complex subunit 4
Biological process (GO): regulation of transcription by RNA polymerase II
Cellular component (GO): mediator complex; core mediator complex
Molecular function (GO): transcription coregulator activity
Source: RefSeq, a predicted model, not a curated record
GUUAGCCAGACGUUAUCUCUGCCGUCAUUUCCGCUUCCGGUUAAGUACGGAAGUUGCCUAAGCAAAAUGGCGGCUACCGCGACGGAGAAGUCAACAAAAGAGCGUCUCUUGUGCGUUUUGGAUGACUUGGAGGUUUUAUCACGGGAGCUGAUUGAGAUGUUAGCUUUGUCCCGUAGUCAGAAACUUCCACAACCCGGAGAGGACACUCAGAUCCUGGACCUGCUAGUGCAGCGUGACCGUGAGUUCCAGGAGCUGAUGGAGGUGGCCCAGCAGCAGGGAAAGGUGCACCAGGAGAUGCAGCUUCUGGAGAAGGAGGUGGAGAAGCGGGACAGCGACAUUCAGCAACUACAGAAGCAGUUGAAGGAGGCCGAACACAUUCUGGCGACAGCAGUUUACCAGGCCAAAGAGAAGCUGAAGUCCAUUGAGAGGGCCAGGAAAGGAAGCAUCUCCUCAGAGGAGAUCAUCAAGUACGCUCACAGAAUCAGCGCCAGUAAUGCUGUGUGCGCCCCACUCAACUGGGUCCCAGGUGACCCACGGAGACCUUACCCCACCGACCUGGAGAUGCGCAGCGGGAUGUUGGGUCACAUGGCCAACUUGCCUACCAAUGGUGUGAAUGGACAUCUUCCUGGUGAUGCGCUCGCUGCUGGGAGGUUGCCAGAUGUCCUGACGCCCCACUACCCCUGGCCGUCGUCUGAUCUUUCUGUUGGCAUGCUGCCUCCGCACCAUGGCAACGACUUCGGUUUGGAACCUCCGGGACACAACAAGGAGAACGAGGACGACGUAGAGGCCAUGUCGACGGACUCUUCUAGCAGCAGCAGCGACUCAGACUGAAAGACCCUUCUGUGUGUGUGUGUGUGUGUGUGUACAUUUAAACUUGUAAAUAAAACAUUUU